Messenger RNA from Schistocerca nitens (vagrant locust), 6916 nucleotides. RefSeq names its product octopamine receptor beta-2R (gene Octbeta2R). The record is from RefSeq and is a predicted model, not a curated record. The transcript is spliced from 2 exons. Bases 46 to 1203 code for a protein of 385 amino acids. Gene Ontology annotation, cellular component: membrane. Lineage: Eukaryota; Metazoa; Arthropoda; Insecta; Orthoptera; Acrididae. Gene Ontology annotation, molecular function: octopamine receptor activity. Gene Ontology annotation, biological process: adenylate cyclase-activating adrenergic receptor signaling pathway.
CAGCACUGGUCGUCAGUACUCGUCCUGGCGCUCAAGGGCACCGCCAUGGCGUGCAUCAUAGUCGCCGCCAUCCUCGGCAACCUCCUGGUCAUCGUGAGCGUCAUGAGGCACCGCAAACUGCGCAUCAUCACCAACUACUUCGUCGUGUCGCUCGCGUUCGCCGACCUGCUCGUCGCCAUGGUCGUCAUGCCGUUCAACAUGAGCGUGCAGAUCAACGAGCGCUGGCUGUUCGGCUUCUUCAUGUGCGACGUGUGGAACUCGCUGGACGUCUACUUCUCCACGGCGUCCAUCCUUCACCUGUGCUGUAUCAGCGUCGACCGCUACUGGGCCAUCGUGAAGCCGCUCAAGUACCCCAUCAACAUGACGAAGCGCGUCGUCGCUUUCAUGCUGGUCGGCACUUGGUUGUCCCCGGCUAUCAUAUCCUUUCUUCCCAUUUUCAUGGGCUGGUACACGACUUUCGAAAACCAGAGGUUCCGCGAGGAGAACCCCGACCUCUGCGAGUUCAAAGUGAACAAGUGGUACGUGGUCGUCUCGUCGCUGAUCUCCUUCUGGAUCCCGUGCACCAUCAUGAUCUUCACGUACCUGGCCAUCUUCCGCGAGGCCAACCGGCAGGAGAAGCAGCUGCACUCGCGCAUCGGCAACGCGAUGCUCAUGAACCAUCACCGCAACAGCCGCGAGUACGCCAACAGCAACGGGGACGUCAUGAGCAGCAGCGGCGGCUCCUCCAAGACGCUCACCUUGCACGAGGUCCACCACGGGGACGUGCACUCGACCCCCACCAAGGACCGCAAUAUCAUCAAGAUGAAGCGCGAGCACAAGGCGGCGCGGACGCUGGGCAUCAUCAUGGGCACGUUCAUCCUGUGCUGGCUGCCCUUCUUCCUGUGGUACGUGUCAACUUCGCUGUGCGACACCUGCCCGUGCCCGGACCUGGUCGUCGACCUGGUCUUCUGGAUCGGCUACUUCAACUCGACGCUGAACCCCAUCAUCUACGCGUACUUCAACCGGGACUUCCGCGAGGCGUUCAAGAACACGCUGCAGUGCGCCUUCUGCAGCCUGUGCCGGCGGCCGCCGUCCGACCUGGACGCGCUCGACGUGCGCCGGCACUCGCUGCGCUACGACGAGCGCACGCGGAGCAUCUACUCGGAGACGUACCUCAGGCACAUCGACCGCCGGCGCUCCAGCGAGUUCGGCUCCAGCCUGUGAUCCGAGGCCACCGCGCUCUAGCUGCCGGGCUCGCUGCCUCGGCACUGCCGCAUCGCAGUCGAUGCCUUCUAGAGUGCGGUGCUACGUACCCUCUCCACAAAGCAAUAACGGACUGCAGGGCGAUACCCACGGCUGCAACAAGUGGUCCUCCCCUGCUCUCUAGCCCCGUCUCGCCAAGUGUUUUCUGUGCCCGAGAUACAGUUUUGCUAACACGGCUGUCGUGCCCCUAGGAGUUGACGCUUACAGCGAAUUGUGAUACGUAGGUGUUGUGUAAAUGCUACAAAUAAAAAUGAAUAUGUGGAUGUGAACGAUAUACAGGACGGAAAUUGUGUAAAGAAGACGUGUAAAGCCACUGUGUCACCCUUUUUUUUAUAGUGGUCGCAUUCCAGUGAACACCCAGUGUUAUGCUCCUAGAGCUCAUAAACCUGAGUGUACAGGGUGAUCCCAUGGUGAUGUUACAAACUUUCACCAAUGACGGAAAACGAUAAAUCUAUCAAUUUGAAGGUCCUGAAACGAUCGGGUCGAAAAUUAUAGAAAAAAUUGUUCUGAUACCUCUGAUUGUCGAAUAGAGUUGUUAUCGCUAAGACUGUAGGAGAGGCAACUUUCAGAGAUGCAAUGUGGACCUAAACAAGAAAAAAAGGCCUAGUAAACAUUAGCUCUUUAGUGCGUACCAUAAGAGCUACGACAGCUACGAGCACGUGAGCACUUGUUCUGUAGGAGAGAUGUGUUUCACAAUAGCAAACAGAGAGAGGUGGCGCAUUGGCUAGCACACUGGACUCGCAUUCGGGAGGACGGCAGUUCCAUCCCUCAUCCGGCCAUUCUGAUUUAGGUUUUCCGUGAUUUCCCUAAAUCGCUUCAGGCAAAUGCCAGAAUGUUUCUCUUCAAAGGGCACGGCCGACUUCCUUCCCCAUCCUUCCCUAUUACGAUGGCACAGAUGACAUCGCUGUUUGGUCCUUUCCACCAACUCAACCAACCAACCAACGACGGUAUCAAAUAUAAAAACCACUCUGAGCUCUUAAGGUAUGCUUUUUAGAGCCAGUAUUUACUAGUUAUUUCUUUCUUGUUUCGAUCCACACUACCACCUCUGAAAGUUACCUGUCUUAUAAUCUUAGCAAUAACAAUUGUAGUCGACUAUGAGCGGUCUCGCAACGAUUUUCGCUUCCAGCUUUCGACUCAUUCGUUUCCAGACCAUGGUGCUUUUCCCCAAAUUGAUGCGGUUACUGUUCCCCGUCAUCCCCAAAACUUCGUAACAUCAUCACAGAAUCAUCCAGUGUAACACAAUACCUGUAGGUAGCAGGCGAACUAAUUCAGUAAGCACACCUCAGACCCUCAGUCUAAAAAUUACUCCUCACUAGUCUGAAACGUAAACACCGUUUCCCUCACUUCUCUUGUCUGAAAUAAGGGCUCAUCGACUGAAGCAGGAUACAUUUUGAAAUAAAUGCUCAUUCGCUGAAACAGUAUAAAUUCUAGUUGACGUAACACGAUCAUAUGCUGCUGUGCGGCAUUUGCAUUUUGUAGCACGCACAGUCAUCUACUGUUACAUCUGAUGCAGCCAACAAAACAUUAAAGAACAGAAAUCUAAAUCAUAUGCGCUUGUAAUAACCAAAUUUGUCGAAGAACGGUGCACCAUAACAUCAGACACGAGAGAUGAUAUGCUAACAGUCAUUGCUAAAUACCGUCUUCCUGAUUGUAAGCCAAUAAGUACACUGCAGCAGUUUCAUAUUCUUUUAUAUAUUUUUUUUUCUUUCGUGGUGUUCCAUUCACAAAAUGUGAGCAUUUGGGUACGACUAAGUGUUGCCGAAAUAUUGGUCCCUUUCAGUCCCAGCAACUUAGGAGCGUGGCAAAAGGGAAUCGCAACAGGUAACAUCAGAGAAGGAAUAUCUAGUCAUCAAAUUUGUCUCACAAAACAAGAAAACUACCGAAAAUCUUUCACAUAGCAAUGAACCCUCAGUUUUUUAUUAUUAUUAUUGCCAUGUUAUUCUUCUGACAGACUAGUCCAGGCAGAAACGCUUAAAACUGCUGCGUGUAAAUUUAAUCUAUGUUUCUUAUUCGUGUAUGACUGUGGUGCAUGACUUCUUAGACAAGGAUUCAAUGAAACUGCUCAGAAGCGUGAAGUUAAGAAAAAUACCUUCACAAUUUUACAGUUUGGAAUAAUCUGUGAACGAUAGAUCCAUAAUAUUUUCGAUGUAAAGGAUUUAGCUUUGAAAGCAAUAUUUAUAAAUGUAUUAAAAUUUCUAGAGGACUAUCUGGUGUAUUUGGCACAGAACAGGAAAGUAGGAAAGUUAAGAUUUCAUAUCCCGAUCAGAAACACAGGGGCAGAAGCGAGUAAGCACUGGAUGAGCUGCACAGACUGAUACGAGUGCGCACAAAUAGAAACGCGUCCAAAAUAAAGACAAGGAGACACAGACUUUACUGCUUUCAUGUUUUCACUCAUGUUCAGAGAUGUGGCUGUCAAGGCAGCGCACUUUGUGUGGAGUGGUCGUAUUAAAGGGAAACAGCAUCUGUUACGCUUACUUGUAUCUUUUCAGUAUGGUAAUGGACAACACUGGCUUCAAAAUAGGUGCUCUACUUACUGAAAGCGGGUAAUAUUCUGUAGAAUUUUCUGUACUUCGCGGCUUGGUUUGAGCACGUCAGCCGGGCCGUGUACUGUGAAGUGAAGCGAUUACUAUUAGGAUUACGUGAAACAAAUGCCGCUGUGAAGCUAGUCAGUGUUACAGACACCAAAUGAACACUCAUCAGUAGGUUUUAAGCGUCAAUUGAUAAACUUCCUUGUAGCUGUGGCAAUGGCAUCCAGUCAGGAAACAUUCUGAACAUUACUGUUCUUCUAAAACGACAAUCUUUCUUAUAGGAAGUUCUGUUUUAUAUGAGUGAGUCAUAAUUUUGUUUUGAUUUCUAAUAACCUAUUUGUACAAUUUAUUUUAUUUUUCAUCAACAGACAAAGUCCUCCCUGAUAAAGGUUCUAAAUAACAGUGUUCCCGUUUUGUGAAAUGUCAUUGUUGUGAACAUCAUUGUCCUCAUUAUAAUGAUAUUUGUAUGCGAUACCGGGCAGUAGAAUUUUCAUUAGAAUGCGCUGACGUUUGGAGUGCUACUGCAGCUUGCGUUGUCGUUCGUAAAAUAAGGUACUGUCUGUUCCUGUGACGAAAGUGACAAAAUAUUAACAUAAAUAAUUGACUCUAAGAACGUAAUCAUGCAAUAAUCAAGGGGCAUUUACGUCAAGCAGUAACCUCGCGAUACUAUUACCAGCAAAACAAAACUGCGACUCUUGAAAUGUCUGUGAUCAGCAGAUUCAUCGGAUAAAACAAGAUUCCAAAUACUCUGAACAAUGAGAACAUUAGCCGUGUUCCUGCUAACGACGACUGUCUCCAGCUGCGUGAUACUCCAACACUCAUUUCUUAGAUGACAUUAAGCCUAAUUUUGAAAACAGCGCAGAAGUAGCUAGUACCAAAUAGUAGAAAUAAGAAGUCUCACAAAUCUGAUAAAUGUUUCUACUAGUUUACAUUUAGCACUUUGUGUGCUGUAUGAUGUCAGCUUGCAAUACAAUCUCCGUUGUAGCGUAAACGUGGAAUUAAGAAAUAUUUUUGUAUCUGUGAAAUACCAGAUAUUGGGAGAGAAUUUAGAGAAUCAGUGUGAAGUAAAUGGACGUGUAUGAGUAGUACGUGUUAAAUACUAAACGUAUAACGGGUAAUUUGCUCGAACUGACAAUCUAUAGGUUAUAUUCACGCAUUCAUUUUAACAAGAGGUGCUAUAUCUUAUUUGAAAACUUGUUUAAGUGUUAGAGAAAACAUUUUGAUGAAAAAGCAAGUGCCGCUUUUGUGCUGUGAAUUUUUAUCAACCGAUCUUCGAAAUAGAUAUUGUUUCUUCGAUGAGAGAGGCAAUACGUCAAUUUUCACAGUAUUUAUUCACAAGCAUAGUCGUCACCUUAACAGAUACAUAAAAUUACUACAUAUAAUAUGAGAACGUAAACACGCAUCUGCAAACAUCAUUAAAUAGGUACAUGAAGUAGCUAACUGUAGCACAACCUAAAUUCCUUAAAUGAGUGGGAUAAUACGCUACAAAAAGCACUUAACAAUUACCACUUGAUUUUUGGUUCUGCUACACAGUGUCUUCCAGACUUCAGUAAAACUGUAAAAUUCUGUGAGUAAUGAAACCGUUUCCACACAGAUACUUGACCAAUAUAGGUACUAUUGCACCAGAUAACUUUCAAACGCGCGUGCAACGGUUUAUUCACACAUCGGUACGAGUACCUGAAACAUUAUCUUUGAAGAGUUUAUUAUGGUUCCAUCUUUUAUUUGAGUUCCACCAUAAUAAAUUGUUCGCUAUUAGGCACACGAAAGAAAUUUUCCAACUUCUUAGUAUUUACUUGAGUUCUGAUGAAGCACAUCGCUAGCUUUUAUUAUCGUUACUUGUUACUACAGUUCCAUCGUAAUAGAUUGACACCAUGGAAGAGAUUAUCAAAAUUUUCAGUGUUUACAUGAGUCUUGAUGAAAUACGUCAUUAGCCUCCACCACGUUUCUUACUCUAACGUAAGUAACAUGUUAAGUCUACCAUAGUUUGAUUCGUAUUUAGUACUUCAUCAGAAGCUUAAAAUUAACCAUCUUCGGGUGGCGGACUCGAUAUUCUGCCAACUCGAAGCACGUGAAUGAUCAAUCCAACUAAAUUAAAAUCUGUAGGCGAAUUUCGAAACAUGAAUCCAUCAAAACAGACAAAGAAACUUUGUAUUAAAUGCAAGUAUAUUUCAUGUAUGCGAACGACUGAAUGUGUGAAUGUGUCAUAAUGAUCUGACUAACACCAACUACACUAGAGACUUCAGUAUUAGUACUGAAAUAUGGAAUUUUCGCUUUUACUGCUUACUAAUUCAAACUGAAACAUUAGUAAAGCUGUGGUAACAAAACAGUUCCGUCUCUGUAGAACUUCUGUGUGCCGUGAGUACACGUAUGAUUCUAGUGGAAUGAAUUCCCAUUAAAAUGAUAGAAAGUUGGUAGCCUACGAAGAAAAUGGCUAUUUUUUGUCUGACACUGAAAAGUGGAGGUACCCGAAAAUUGAAAGAAUAGCAAACAACUAAAAUACUUAGCAUUCAGGAAUUCAAUGUUACGUGUUUAUCGACUCAUAUAUUUCCACAAAGCUACCCGCCUACGUAAUGUCCCAUGUAGAGCACACAAACGUUCCAUAGAAGGCUUAGUUGAACAUGACCUUUUUAAAAAAGGAGUUAGUAUUAGAUCUGUCCUACUAGGGAUUCUUAGAAAACAUUUGGUCUUUCAAAAUGUGUUUCUGAAAAUAUUAUUGGACGCAUAUCGUUCAGAACAAACGCACAGCUAAAAUAUACGUAUUCAGAAAAUUACACAGCUGCCAACGAAGCAGCAUUACCUGAAGGAAAUCGCUAUAGCUAUAAUUUCACAAGUUUAAUUUUCAUUUUGCUGAAGAUACCUACAAGUGAAUGUGUAAAUGUACCUAAUUUACAAAAUCUGUAAUAUAAAUGUUUAUUAAAUCAACACUGUGUGUAAAUUAAUGUAAAUACUUGUGGCCAAAUGUCAAAUAUUCUCCAUACGUAAUUGUAAGUUUGAAGUUAAGAAAACCUAAUAGGGAAAUCUAAAUUCUUCCUUCUUUACCUGUGAUUCAUAAGGUAAGAUACAUAGCUAAUAUAAGUUGUUGAAAAUGUAACGAGAGAUUGUUUAAACCAAAGGACAAACUGAAUUAUAAAAUGUAUGUAGCGACU